AUUUAAACACAACCUUUGCGUGUUUCAGUUGGGCUUCUUCACGUACUACACAGUGGCAAUGGGCGGGGUCAACCCUUCGGGCCCUGUCCCUAUAGACAGCGUGUUCAUCUAUCGGCCCGACAAGAGACUGGAGGUCUGGAGGUUCCUGUUCUACAUGGUGCUGCACGCAGGUUGGCUGCACCUGUUGUUCAAUCUCCUAGUCCAGGUUCUUGUUGGGUUGCCCCUGGAGAUGGUUCAUGGUUCACUCAGGAUAGGCGUUGUGUAUAUGGCUGGUGUUCUAGCAGGUUCUCUGGGGACGUCAGUAUUCGACACAGAAGUUUAUUUGGUUGGAGCAUCAGGCGGAGUGUACGCUUUGCUAGCAGCGCAUCUCGCCAAUGUUCUCCUGAACUAUAACAACAUGGAGUUUGGGAUUGUUAGAUUAAUUGGUAUAUUUGUUGUUGCAAGUGCUGAUGUUGGAUUUGCAGUGUACGACAGGUACGCAGCCGAACAGCCGGGCCCGUCUGUCUCAUAUGUCGCGCAUCUUACAGGAGCUCUAGCAGGUCUCACAAUAGGACUUCUUGUUCUCAAGAACUUUGAACAAAAGUUGCAUGAGCAACUCAUGUGGUGGGUAGCCCUCGGUGUUUAUGCGGCAUGCACCAUCUUUGCUGUCCUCUUCAAUGUGUUCAACCCUGGCUACCCCUGAUGAUGUCAUCAUUACAACGUUGUUAUGUUUUCAUCGAGGUUUCAGCUGGCCACACUGGAACAAUUACCAUAGAAAUGUGAAAGUUUUGAAAUAAUUCUCAGUUCAGUAUUGAACCUCAUGUACAAGUGGUGUUCAGCAGUGAUGACAGCAGUGUAUGUUGGGUAUGAUAUGCGAGUCAGUAUUACCAGUUGCGUUAUAUUAAUCAAGGCAUUGAGAAUUUAAGUUACAUCUUGUAGUCAUCAAAACUUGUGUAAUAAAUAAGGCAGGCCUUCGCAGUAGUGUCAUGCUGCCUGUAACCGACAUUCACCAUGACACGUCACCAAGAGAGAAGGAAAAGUUUGGUGGUAUAAUAUAAUAGUGAGAGAUGUCAUGCCUUGAUCAGUCAUUUAAAGCAAACUUCCAGAUUAAGAGAGAAAUGGAUAAUAAAAGUGAAGUCUGGGGAUCUUCCAAACCCUACUAAGAUGAAACCUAAUUCAUCAUCUAGCUGUUACAGUUAUUUCUACUAAUCUAAACUACGAAAUGCUCGUGUGCACAUGUUCAGUAAAUGUUGUGGAUGAAAAGUGAUGAUUGAUGCUAGUCAAAAAUAAAAUUAAAAAGAAAAGUGUAUGUGUGUGAAGAACAUGGGAAAGGAAUACAAAUAAUGUCAUAUAUUUAAGAUUGAAAACAUCCCAGGAACAGACUGACCAUUUCUGCCUAUCAGAGAGUUAGAAGCCAGGAUAUACUGCUUUAGUUAAAAUAUAAAGACAUUUGAUGAUGACUCUCUUUUAAUUGUUGUUUAUUUAUGAGUGUUUGUGUAUAACUUAGGGAGAUUAUACAAUCACAUGUUAUAAUUAAUUGUAUUAUCACAUUCUCCUUUUUUUCAACAAGGAAAUUCUUGUCUUUAUACCAAAGAAAUGUAGGUAAUGAAAAUACUGCAUGGCUCUUCAUAAUCUUGUUGAGGUUAGAACAGAACACUUGUAAUUUGGAAGCCAUAUUGCAGAAGUGUAGAGAAGAAAGUUACACGUAUAACAUUCAUUCCUUUUUUUUUAAACAAGAGAAGUUCAAUAUGGAUUUAUGUAUAACCAAAAUUAUUAAUCACUAAUUUCAACUAACAGAACAGAUACAAAUGAGUGUUGCAAAUUGACACAAUAUUGUACCAUAGUAAGAAAUGACAUAUGUUCUUUAUAUAUUUCACAAGGGAACCUAGUAAACAGGCUGAAGCGUGUGAGUAUAGCAAGUAGUGAAUUGAGUUACCAGUCCAAAAAUUGUAGUUUAAUGUUUAAAGAAUGCCUCAUAGGCAGACCUCUUUCCCAUUGCCAAGCCUUAAAGUUCCCAAAUAAUUUAAAGAAUUUGAAUUUGAUGUUGGUGUUGGAUAUCUGUAGAGCAAACAAUAUCAGUUGCGUUCAGCUGACACUUUUGCCAUGAACCUACAUGUUUAUCUCAUUAACUGAUAGUGAAAUGAAAGAAUGGAAUAAAUGUUUUUUAUGUUAUGUAUGGGGCAUAUAUUUUAUGACAAACCAUGUAGGAUAAAUUAGUAAAAUGUUAUUUGAGCAUGGGGAAUGGUCAUAUGGCUAUGUUAGUCAUAUCUGCAUAUUGCUACGACACAGUUUGGCUUUGGAACUGAGCAUGAUGUUUCAGACAUUUAAUUUGCAGCAACAGCUGGUGAGAAGAGUUACAGAGCAAUUAAUUGACAGAUUCAUUCUCUAUUUUCAUGUGACCCAGACUAAAUUCAAUAUGACCCCCUUCUUUAAGUGACAUCUAAUAUUGAAACAGAGAAUUUUACUUAAUACAUAGCAGGAUUUUUUGUAUGACAAGAAGAAGAGACAAAUCAGUUAAAAUCUGACACAUUUCUGUAAUAUAUGCGGAAUUAAUGAAGGGAAUAAUUCUGUUUGUUGCAAUUUGUGAGCAAUCCUUAUGUUGCUUUGCAUCGAACAAAUUGUAUCUGGUUUGCAUCAGUCAUUUCAAUAAGAUCAUUCUGACUUUGUGUUUUUAUCUCACUAGGACCACAACUGUGUUCUACAUUUGCAAGCCAUCUCCUUUGGAAGUAAAAAAAGGAAUAAUUUUAAUUCAUUACCUUUACAAUUAAAAUACUUACGAUAAUUAAAGGGCGGUUAAGUAACUGAAAGGUGGAGGAAAUUACAUAAUUAGGAACAUCAGAAUUUGUUUCCUUUGUCCAGUGCAGGUAGGAGGAUCAAAUCAGGAGGCUUGAGGUAUGUGGUAAUGAACCUUCGGGUUCCAUAAAAUGCUG
Messenger RNA from Cryptotermes secundus, 2909 nucleotides. RefSeq names its product protein rhomboid. The transcript is spliced from 5 exons. Gene Ontology annotation, molecular function: serine-type endopeptidase activity. The annotation marks the transcript as partial. Gene Ontology annotation, cellular component: membrane. The record is from RefSeq and is a predicted model, not a curated record. NCBI's taxonomy places the organism in Eukaryota, Metazoa, Arthropoda, Insecta, Blattodea, Kalotermitidae.